GUCAGCGCUUCGUGCGUUCGGCCAUGCAAAACGGCCAUCUUUGUCGCGUGCAACUGCGCCACUCGUAUAACCGCUGCAAAUAAAUUUUUGGUGUUUUUGUACUGUCUUUUUCUUUUUCUUUUUAUUUACUUGUAGCUUUAAAGGUGCGGUUUGCUCUCUAAGAAACCGUCCGUGGGAUUUGAUUUUGGUUAUCGUAAUGUACGACGUGGACGUUGUCGCUCAGCAACAAAAGCAGCAUUAGCAGCACCGAUGGAGCGCCUUUACGAGCAAGAAAACUCCUACGACGCCCGUGAGCAGCCGACGGACCCCGCCUCAUCAUCGUCAUCGCUCUCUUCGGCGGAGCGUGGAGGGCAGGGUCGACGCCGCCAGCAGCGCCACCCCGAACAACAACACCGUCACCGAUCGCAGCGGUAUGCGACGCAGAUGGAGCGUCAAGACUCGCACCCACACUAUUCGCGGCACCACGAAACUGUUGUGGCCGUGCUGCAGCCGCACCACCGUCGCCGUUCUUCCUCUUCUUCCCUCCCUUCCGUGAACGCCCAUUUGCAGCGCACGCGCCCGCGAGACGAGGACGACGACACCUUUCACUCCCUCGCUUCGGGGGUGCCGAGUCUGGAGGUGGCGGAACUGAUGCACGUGAACAACCCUUCCGAUGUGGGGCUGAUGGACGUAGCUCCGUCGGUGGCGGAGGACUUUCCUAUGCCAACGUGGGCGCAAGAGGGCCGGUUGAUGGAGCGACGCAUUCAACAAGCGGUGGAUCACGACCCAGUUGAACUGAAGGAACCUGACGGAUUGCCAGCUGAAGGAGGAGGAGCUUACGGAGCAGCAACGAGAGCGUCGUUGGGGUCCGCGGCAGCUGGCAAGACAGUCGAUGCAUCGAUGAUGUGUGGUGGAACUGGUGCGCGCCGACGGCCGUCCAGUAGGCCAUCGCUAUUACCGGAAUCGACUCUGCCGCUGUUCCCGCAAGACAACAGCGCGACGGCGGCUCCGUCCAGCGCGUCCCUUACAACGCCGCUCUCGGCCCCGCCCGGUCCGCGCAUGAAAGAAGCAGAGCUGCUCGCGGACCCGCGAAACCGUCUGCUGAGUUUGGUCCUCUCCAACACCGCCGCCGGUGUCACGCUGAGUGAAAUUGAGCAGGCGAUGCGGUGGAGUGCGCUGUACGAGCCUAUGUACGGCCCGCUGCUGGAGUACCUGCAGUCCUACCAGUCCAUCUUCGUUGUCUCGCCCGUCGACGAUCGCGUGCGGCUGCGGCGUCACUUUUCGAUUCGAACGUCGCUGCUGCAGCAACCACCGCCGCAGCAUCAACUGCAGCGCACGUCACGAACGCGGCUGAGCCGACGCGGUGGGCGAGACGCGGCGGCGCAGCGCUCCUCCUCCGCGGUGGACCGACGCCCCGGCAAGUCGUUCCUGCCCUCCGCCGAAGUGCUGGCCGCUCACAUUGGCAGUAUUAGUUACAGCUGCGUUGCCGAGCGUUUGGAUCUCGACACGCUCGAGACGGUGUACCGCAGACGCGGCUACGACACGGCCAUGAUGCACACCGUCCUCCACGUGACAAGCGAGAAGGUGUUUCAUCUGUUCCUUUUUUCCAGCGGAGCGGUGGUGUGGUGGGGCAUGGACCGCAAGGAGCACUGGAUGGUCGAGGAGGAUUUCUUAUCUGAGACGCUGCACAUCGCAGAGGGCGUGGAUCACCGCUACGGACAGGCGGAGAUCGACGCGUUGUUUCCCAUUUGGUGUUCCUACGAGGUGGAUGAGGAAUGCAACUGUAUGCAGGUGGCCUCUCCAUUGGGCAUCCAGCCGUCCGCGGUGAAGCCCGCACUCGAGCGGCUGUCCAAGUUGCUGUGCUUUGACCACUACCUCGUCCCAGCAAAUGAGCCGGCACGCAGCCUCGUCAUGCUGACCUUUUCCCACUCCCUCGGUAGCUCGGCCCGAGUGGACUACUUUGAGUACGUGACGAAGUGGUCGCAUCGCCACAUCCUCUCGAUCCCGCCCGAGUUUCCUGGACUGCUCGAUUACUUCUCCACGAAGCGACGGGUGCGGAAACUCGAGGGCGAGAUCGCGGUGGCACAACUGGCCGUUCAAUCUAUUCACGACACACCCGAAGUGCUGUGGGAAGUGCCGUGGCUGCAGGCGUAUUACGACAUGUCAGAGCAGCAAAAUACCGUAGAGUCGCGCCUGUCGUGGUUUGCGUCGCGCAGCGACACGCUGUUGGAGCAGCUGAGUCACAUCAAGGCGCGCCGCCAUCGUCUGUUCAUGCUCGGCUCGGACGUCUUUCUCAUUGUGCUUCUGAUUCUGGAUGUGAUGUUCAUGACCUCCCGCCUCGUUGCGAAAAUGUACUUUAAGGUGGAGGAGGAUGAUUAG
This is a messenger RNA of Leptomonas pyrrhocoris, 2358 nucleotides long. RefSeq lists its product as hypothetical. The record is from RefSeq and is a predicted model, not a curated record. Lineage: Eukaryota; Euglenozoa; Kinetoplastea; Trypanosomatida; Trypanosomatidae. The transcript has a single exon. The coding region runs from base 250 to 2358 and encodes 702 amino acids.